UGUUUGUUUUGCGCUGGUGACAGCCACCACCACCACCACGAAACGUCAUUAGUGAAAAGGACGUAUACGUUUGUCGUUAAUCAUCAUUGUGCAAUUUGUGGAAAACUCAAAGCAAACGGAAAAAAGCCAAAAGUAACAAUUCGCGGAGAGAAUGUCGGUGAAUACGGCGCAUCUGAACGGAGGAGUCCUGAUUCACUCUGGAGAAUGCAUCCUGGUGUUCAGCGAUAACACCACCAUGGAGUUCUCUGGGCAGGAGGGACCCAUUUUCAAGGGGACUAAGAUGGGCAGGAUAUAUCUGACCACCCACCGUAUGAUCUUCAACAGUAAGGAUAUCAAGGAGCCGAUGCAGAGUUUCAGCUUUCCAUUUGUUACAUUGAGCGAUGUGGAAUUGGAGCAGCCCAUAUUUGGGGCCAACUACAUCAAGGGCAAGGUGAGGGCCCAGCAGAAUGGAAACUGGGUGGGAGAGGCGAAAUUCAAAUUGGUUUUCAAGCACGGUGGUGCCAUCGAGUUUGGACAGGCAAUGCUGCACGCCGCUCGUUUAGCGACAGGACUCGAUGCCACUAGGAUGAUGAACGGAAGAGAGGCUCCGCCUCCGUACGUGGCGCCGGAGACGCAAUGGUAUGCGGCUCCACCCCCGGCUUACGCACCGCCUCCGCAGGGCUACUACGGCUGGGUGCCACCCACGCAGGCUUUCCCCGAUCAGCCGCCCUCCAACUCUGUCUUCAUGACGGACGCACCACCCCCUUAUCCCGGUAUCAACAUGCCGCAGAGCGGACCCGGAAACUUCCAGCAGCCGCCGCCGUACUCUCAGGGCGGAUAUCCGCAGAUGCAAGGCGGCUACCAGCCGCAGGCCGGUUACCAACCGCAACCAGGAUUCCCUCCGCAGGGCGGUUAUCAGCCGCAGCAGCAGCAGGUAGGAGGAUUCCAGCCGCAGCCAGGUUUCCAACAACCCGGCGGUUACCAGCAACACGGUCAGCAGGCGGCGGGCGCUGCUUUCGUUCCGCAACCGGGAUUCGCUCCGCAGGGUGCUUCCGGUUUCCAGGGGAGUGCGGCAGACGCAAAGGCAGCGGAGGCCGCGCAAUCCGCCUAUUACGAUCCGAACAGACCGCAGAUGGCCUUCGUGCCGCCCCCGGCCUAUUACGAGAACCCGCCGAGCUAUGAUCAGGCCACUCACAAAAAGCAACAAUAAAUCUCUAAUCCGCCCGGCGACGGACAGAAAGCAAAAACGUAAUAAUUAAUUAAUCUAAAUUAUAAGCUAAGACAC
This is a messenger RNA of Nicrophorus vespilloides, 1264 nucleotides long. RefSeq names its product WW domain-binding protein 2 (gene Wbp2). The transcript is spliced from 7 exons. The coding region runs from base 152 to 1189 and encodes 345 amino acids. Gene Ontology annotation, cellular component: nucleus. The record is from RefSeq and is a predicted model, not a curated record. NCBI's taxonomy places the organism in Eukaryota, Metazoa, Arthropoda, Insecta, Coleoptera, Silphidae. Gene Ontology annotation, molecular function: chromatin DNA binding; transcription coactivator activity. Gene Ontology annotation, biological process: positive regulation of DNA-templated transcription.